GGGGAUUAUAGCAGCUUUUCAGGUCACCAAAUCUUGUUGUUUUAAUUUCUGUCUGGAAGAAUGUCUGAGCAAGGUAAAUUGAACCAGGAGACAGCAGAGGAAGCUGCAAAAGAGCAGGAAGCUGCCCUCUCCGAAGCCAACCCAGACAACUGUAUCCUUAAUAAAUCUGAAAGCUCAGAAAUAGAGGAGAAGGAGGAGAAGCUGAGCGAUGCCAAGACAGAGCUGCAGAAACGAGGUGCAAAUCAGAACCAACAAAAGAAGAGAUCCAAGUCAGGAGCUAAAGGAAAACUCGUCCGGAGCCUUGCUGUGUGUGAAGAGUCCUCCCCUCGCCCGGGAGCGGAAAAUCUUCAUGAGAAUCAGGAAUCAAUCCAACUACAGCUCUCAAGUUUUCCUAGCUUGCAAGAAGAAGAUAAAUCUAGUAAAGAUGACUCCGAGAAAGAAAAAGACAAGGAUAAAAAUAAAGAAAAAGAUAAAAACAGUGAAAAAUCCAAGAUCAGAAUGUUAUCAAAAGAUUGCAGUCAAGAGUAUACAGACUCCACAGGCAUAGACUUGCAUGAGUUUCUCAUUAACACAUUGAAGAAUAACCCCAGGGACAGAAUGAUACUGUUGAAAAUGGAACAGGAAAUUAUUGAUUUUAUUAGUGACAACAAUAAUCACUAUAAAAAGUUCCCUCAGAUGUCAUCCUACCAGAGGAUGUUAGUGCACAGAGUGGCAGCUUACUUUGGGAUGGAUCACAACGUGGAUCAGACUGGGAAAUCUGUAAUUAUCAACAAGACCAGCAAUACAAGAAUACCAGAGCAAAGGUUUUCUGAACAUUUAAAAGAUGAAAAAGGUGAAGAAUCCCAGAAGCGAUUUAUCUUGAAGCGAGAUAACUCUAGUAUUGAUAAAGAAGACAAUCAGCAAAACAGAAUUCUUCCAUUUAGAGAUGACAGACGAAGUAAAUCAAUUGAAGAGAGAGAAGAGGAGUAUCAGAGAGUGAGGGAGAGAAUAUUUGCACAAGAUUCAGUUUGCUCCCAGGAAAACCUUUUUGUGGAAACCAGUAGGCUGUUGGAAGACAGCAGCAUAUGCAAUGAGACCCAUAAGAAAAGACAACUGUUUAGGGGUAACAGAGACAGCCUGGGGAAGGCGUCUGGCAGUCGACAGAGCAGCACGGAGAACGACCUGAAGUGGGCAGAUCACCAGAGGCCGUGGAGCAGCACGGACUCGGACAGCUCCAACCGUAAUCUGAAGCCAGCCAUAACAAAGACAGCCAGCUUCGGUGGGAUAACUGUCCUGACAAGAGGAGAUAGCUCGUCCAGCAACAGGAGUACCGGCAAACUGUCCAAAACAGGCUCAGAGUCUUCCAGCAGCGCUGGCUCCUCAGGAUCCCUGUCACGAAUACAUCAGCCUCUCCAAAGUGCAUCUCUUGUCCCCGGGGUGACAGCCAGCUCUCCAGGCAGCGUGUCCUACCCUGAGAACGGGAUGAGUGGCCAGGUGGCCCCCAGCAACACCAGCUACAUCAUUCUUCCACUUGAAGCUGCAGGGAUACCGCCUGGCAGCAUCCUUCUCAACCCUCACACAGGUCAACCGUUCGUAAAUCCUGAUGGGACACCGGCAAUAUACAACCCUCCCAGUGGCCAGCAGACCAUGAGGAGCCAGAUGGUGGGACAGUCCCAGCAGCAGCCUUCAUCCCAGCAGCCUCAGCAAGUUCAACAGCCACAGCAGCAAAUGGCAAGUCACCUUGUCACACAGCCUGUUCAGGCAAUGCAGCCAUCUUCUCAAUCAGUCCAGUAUCCAGCAGUUUCUUAUCCUCCCCAGCAUCUCCUGCCAGUCUCUCCGACGCAGCAGUUCUCUGUGCGAGACGACAUGACGACGCAGUUUAACCAGAUGAGCUUAAGCCGUCAGUCAUCAGGAGACAACCCCGAAUCGCCUUCUGGUCCUGUCUAUCCCUCGCCAAUCUUGCAGCAGCCUGCCCAGCAGACAGGUUACAUUAUGGCUUCUCCAAGUCAGCAGCUUCCCCCAGGAGGCUUCACAGGUUCAGGUCCACCAGUCUCCCAGCAAGUGCUGCAGCCACCCCCGCCACCACCCCAGGGCUUCGUGCAACAACCGCCGCCACCUGCUCAGAUGCCAGUGUAUUAUUACCCAUCUGGUCAGUACCCUACCUCAACAACUCAGCAGUACAGACCCAUUGCCUCAGUUCAGUACAAUGCACAGCGGAGUCAACAGAUCCCACAGACUGCCCAGCAAGCAGGUUACCAGCCUGUCCUGCCGAACCAGCAGCAGGGGUUCCAGGGUCUCAUGGGAAUGCAGCAGCCGCCCCAAAGCCAGAACCUGAUGAAUAAUCAACAGGGAAAUCAGGUGCAAGGCAUGAUGGUGCAGUACCCAGCCAUGUCCUCUUAUCAGGUGCCAAUGACCCAGGGUUCUCAAGGAUUGCCACAACAAUCAUAUCAACAACCAAUCAUGCUACCUAAUCAAUCAGGUCAAGGAACACUUACAGCCACUGGAAUGCCUGUCUACUGUAAUGUCAUACCUCCUGCCCCACAGAACAACCUCCGGUUGAUCGCCCCACACUGCCCCUCCAGUAACGUCCCGGUUCUGUCUGCCAGCUGCAGGACAAACUGUGCCAGCAUCAACAAUGGAGGGUGGCAGGUCAAGUACUGA
Molecule: messenger RNA, 2640 nt
Organism: Colius striatus (speckled mousebird)
Lineage: Eukaryota; Metazoa; Chordata; Aves; Coliiformes; Coliidae
Gene: ARPP21
Product: cAMP regulated phosphoprotein 21
Exons: 20
Coding region: 61-2640 (859 amino acids)
Cellular component (GO): cytoplasm
Molecular function (GO): nucleic acid binding
Source: RefSeq, a predicted model, not a curated record